AUGCGCAAACACCACACCAAGCCGGCGCAGAAAAAAGCACUGGGCGGCGGAUCCAAACAGCAGAUCGGCGGCGGCACCGGAUUCAAGGGAUUCAAGCUCGCUGCCUCUGCAUCCUCGCCGCUAGCCAAGCCAGCAGUGGCUAAUGGCGCCAAGCCAAAGGGCUUCGAGAAGCUGGCUGACGAAGCGCCAAAAGUAAUGCAGAUUGUCGCAGCGCAGGGCGACACAAUAGUCGGCGAGGGCGAGCAGAAGCUUGGCCCGCUGGUGAUCCCCGUCAAGCGCAAUGCGAACUGGAUGGAGCACGCGCGCAAUCCAGCAGCAGCCGACAACGAGGAGCAGCAUGGGCUGCAGAUGAUGUCAAAGCGACGCAUGCCAUCCGUCACCUCACAGGCGACAGCAGAGGAGCUGGUGAUUGAAGCCAAGGAGCGCGAGCGCCAGGCAUUCGACGACGACAUUGGCGAGUGUGCCGACGAGGCCAGCGAGGACGCCUAUGAGCGCGUGCCGAUCGAGGAGUUCGGGCUGGCGAUGCUGCGCGGCAUGGGCUGGACCUGA
This is a messenger RNA of Linderina pennispora, 549 nucleotides long. RefSeq lists its product as uncharacterized. The record is from RefSeq and is a predicted model, not a curated record. Gene Ontology annotation, biological process: mRNA splicing, via spliceosome. The coding region runs from base 1 to 549 and encodes 182 amino acids. The transcript is spliced from 3 exons. Gene Ontology annotation, cellular component: spliceosomal complex. NCBI's taxonomy places the organism in Eukaryota, Fungi, Kickxellomycota, Kickxellomycetes, Kickxellales, Kickxellaceae.